AUGAAGUGGCUGCACACUGCUGCUCUUGAUUUCAAGCUCUAUGGCCAGUAUACGGAACAACCUCCCAGUCUUUCCCAGAAGGAAGCAGCUGAACUUCUGAAUAAGAAGUCUCAGGACCCCUUGAAGCGGGGAAGUCAAGCUGAACUCAAAGAGGAGAGCUACUCUAAGUAUCAUGCUUGUUCUAAAAGUAUCAAGAAUUAUAUUACGAAGAAGCUGGGAGAAGACUGGAUAUUCUUGAUUCUUCUGGGUCUAGUCAUGGCAAUAGUCAGCUGGGGGGUGGAUUAUGCCAGUGCCAAAAGCUUGCAAGCUUACAAGUGGAUAUACAAAGAGAUGCAACCCAGCAUCCCUAUGCAGUUCCUGGCCUGGGUCACCUACCCCCUCAUCCUCAUCCUCUUUGCUGCCCUCUUCUGCCAGCUUGUCUCUCCACAGGCUGUGGGCUCUGGGAUUCCAGAACUGAAAACUAUUAUGCGAGGAGUAGUCCUCAAGGAGUACCUCACACCUAAAGCAUUUGUGGCCAAAGUUGUAAGCCUGACAGCUGGCCUGGGAAGUGGGAUUCCUGUUGGAAAAGAGGGCCCUUUUGUGCACAUUGCAAGCAUCUGUGCUGCUGUCCUCAGCAAGUUCUUGUCUAUCUUUUGUGGAGUUUAUGAGAACGUGUAUAGGCAACUGGACCUCCUGGUGGCCGCUUGUGCAGUUGGUGUUGGAUGUUGCUUCGGGGCCCCUCUUGGAGGUGUCCUCUUUAGCAUUGAAGUCACUUCCACCUAUUUUGCAGUUCGUAACUAUUGGCGUGGAUUCUUUGCAGCUACAUUCAGUGCCUUUGUUUUCCGAGUCUUUGCUGUCUGGAACAAGGAUGCAAUCACCAUCACAGCCCUCUUCAGAACAAACUUUCGCAUGGAUUUCCCCUUUGACCUACAGGAGCUGCCGGCGUUUGCUGUAAUAGGGAUCUGUUCUGGGUUCCUUGGAGCAUUUUUUGUUUAUUUUCAUCGACAGGUGGUUUUAUUUGUCAGAGAACAUACUACUCUAAGUCGAUUCCUAACCAAACACCGCCUUGUGUAUCCUGGGGUGAUAACUUUUGUGAUAGCGUCACUGACAUUCCCCCCUGGCUUUGGACAGUUUAUGGCUGGAGAACUGAUGCCCAGAGAAGCCAUCAGCAGCCUCUUUGAUAACUUCACUUGGGUAAAGCACACAGAGGACCCGCAGGUCCUGGGGAGAUCUGCAGUUUGGAUCCAUCCCAAAGUCAGCGUCUUUGUCAUCAUCUUGUUGUUUUUCAUCAUGAAGUUCUGGAUGUCUGUCGUUGCCACAACUAUGCCAAUACCCUGUGGAGGGUUCAUGCCAGUGUUUGUGCUGGGGGCUGCUUUCGGACGCUUGAUUGGUGAAAUCAUGGCCUGGCUCUUCCCUGAUGGGAUUCUCUUUGAUGGCUUUGUUUACAAAAUCUUACCUGGUGGUUAUGCAGUAAUUGGAGCUGCAGCUCUCACAGGUGCUGUCAGCCACACUAUCUCCACAGCAGUGAUUUGCUUCGAGCUGACAGGUCAGAUUGCCCACAUCCUGCCAAUGAUGGUGGCCGUCAUUCUUGCCAACAUGGUGGCUCAGAGUUUGCAGCCAAGCCUUUACGACAGCAUCAUCCAAGUGAAGAAACUCCCCUAUUUACCAGACUUGGGCUGGAACCAAAUAAGCAAAUACAAUAUUUUUGUUGAGGACAUUAUGGUGUCUGAUGUCAAAUUCAUCUCCUCUAAUUGCAAAUAUCGGGAUCUGAAGGACGUGCUCCAGAACACCACGGUCAACACGUUUCCUCUGGUGGAUUUUCCAGAUUCCAUGAUUCUCAUGGGCUCAGUGGAGCGAACUGAGCUCCAGGGUCUGCUGCUCAGACACCUCAGCCCAGACCGACGUCUGCAUCUUGCCAGGGAGACACCACAGAAACUGAUUGAAGCAUCUUAUGAUGGACACCAGUGGAAGCAUGAAUCAUUCGCUUUUGUGGAUGAGGAUGUGGAUGAGGAAGUAGAGGACAAGGGAAAGACUGAGUUUCCACAGCAGCCUGCUUUAACCCCUGAUUACCCAGAAGGACCUAAUGGGCCAGUGACUCCUCAUAAGCUGGUGGCAGAGGCACCAACACCUACACAAACUCCAACCCGGAGAUGCUGGCAGCUGAGGAGACUGAUGGAUCAACUUCUUUGUCUCAACCCAUCCCCUCAGCGAAAAACCUCCAAGAAGGAUUCAGCAGAGAUUGAAGACCCAAUGAAGCCAGAAGAGAUAGAAGUUUGGGAGCAGGAGGAGCUGGAGAAAAAGGUAUGCUUCAGCAGCUGCCGCAUAGAUCCUUCUCCCUUUCAGCUGGUCGAGAGAACAUCACUGCACAAGACACAUACCUUGUUCUCAUUGCUAGGACUCACCCAUGCCUAUGUAACCAGUAUGGGAAAACUAAAGGGUGUGAUUGCACUGGAAGAGCUCCAGAAAGCUAUUGAGGGGUCUACACGUACUGGGGUCCAACUUCGUCCUCCUCUUGCAAGUUUCCGUGAUGCCACUCAGACGACAAGCAGCAAAGAGCAUACCAGUUGGUCUACAAAGAUGUGGAGCAAAGAAAACAAUGAUACAGUCCCUGGGAAAUCUGCAGUAGACUCGGGACCAGAGAACUCAGUGGCCCCUAGUUCCCCUGUCUCACAGCAAUCUUCCCUUCCCAGGUAAAGAAAAGGGAUUAUCUCUGCUUCAGAUGCUGAUAAUAGAAUUGGAGGGCAUAGAAAUUUCUGGCCCAGCUGCUGAGAACAUCUCAGACACACUCAAGGACUUCAACUUAUGCUCCAGAAACCUGGAAUAGGAUGAUAAGGAUGAUAAUGAUAUGACAAUAUAAUUGCACCUUGGGGAAAAAUUACCUCAUCCUUCGGCAUAAUCUGCCCACCAUACUUACAUUUCCAGAAAAGGCUUGUGACCUGCUUUGCUGGUAUCAGUGGAAGAUAAUUCAUGCUGGAGAACUUGUGUGGCUGUGUGGACUGGCUUUCCUCUGCCAUUUUCAGUGGGAUGCAAGAAAGACAUGCAAAGAAAAUGGGUGGAAGGAUCUUGGCUUAUAUCUUCUAGUUUUGCAUCCUUUGAUUAUGAUCCCUGUGUGGGGCACAUGGUAUGGCCCCAUUGCCUAUAGGGAUAUAUUCCAGGUGUUCUUCAGAUAAACCUACCACUUAUAUCAUCAUUCAGCAUGCCAUGGUGUUAGCCUGGUGGGGUAGUCCAGACAAAAAGUGUAACCAGGAGUUCUAACUCUUAACUUUAUUGCAAGGUUGCAUUAAGAGAAUCUUGCCAGAGUGAAAAUAUUUCUCCCCUCCUUUGUUUUCCUUGCCAGAAAACUAGGGAGGGUCUCUUUUGCAAUGUUUCCCAUGCCCUCCCUCAAUCUGUGGGCUAUCUUUUACACUCAGGUUAUCCAGUCUGUGACUUUUCCUCCUGUCUCCGAAGGUCAUUCCCACAUGCCAUUAUACAUAGCCAUCUUCAUCCCUUUCAGGUGUUCUGAAGAACCCAGGCUCAGUCCUGAUGUAGAGAACACAUCCCAAUUUGUAAACAAAACAGAAUAUGACAAAUGCUUCAUACCUCCUUUUACCUUUUUACAAUGUCUUUUCUUUUAAAAUAAACUCCAAUCUAUGCUCUACAUGUGACAAUAAUUCACCCCUUCACAAAUUGUUCUCAUUUUGUCAUUAUAGGCUUAAUACCUUAUUAUUUCUACUAAUUUGCACAUCCUUGUCCUAAAAAAUAAUUUCUCAUAUAUUGAAAUAUUCCUCUGAUACUUAUUGCUGGGGUAAAAAUACUAAAACAAGUCUAAUUCUUUAUUGAGGAUAUUACCACCAAGUAUAGGUAUAAUGGCAACUUGCUAUUGAUAAUAGCAACUGCUAUUAUCCAGAUAGUUCCCCAUCUUGCCUAUGCAGACACAUUUAUAAACCUUCAACUCAGUGGUGGGUUCCAGAUCCCGGUGCAACCGGUACGGUGCAACAGGGCCGCACGUCCACCACAUGCAGCACAUGCAUACUUAUCGCCCGCAAUGCUCCAUGAUGGCUCCAUGACGCUCCAGCUGCUCGGCAGAGCAUUGCGCAGGCGCUGUACACUCUGUGCGUGUGCGCGAAAGCCCCAAUCGUCUCAAAUACAGAUAAGGAGUGCAGGCAGGCCCUCUAGAGCACUGUACCAGAACAGUACCUGGUGCUCCCAACAGGCACCGGUACACCCGUACCGGGGCGUACUGGUCGUAUCCCACCACUGCUUCAACUCUAUCUGUAGUGAUGCAUUUGUCAGAACAUUACUGUUUGAUUGAACACUUUGAACAAAUAGUCAAACCAGAAGGGAAUGUCAGUGAAGUUUAAAUGCUGAUGAGCCAAGGAUUCAAGUUAAGGCUGUUUAAAUAUCACUUACAUCUUAAAUGUCCUACUUAUUACUUGAAAGAAAUUUCUACAAAUGCUGUCUUAAACAUAUUUGUACCUGAUAAAUAAAAACUGAUGUGGGAAGAUGUUGAUGUUGUUGAGAAGCAGCAUUAAUAAAUGAAAGAGGGGGGUG
Thamnophis sirtalis is the source of this 4509-nucleotide messenger RNA. The record is from RefSeq and is a predicted model, not a curated record. NCBI's taxonomy places the organism in Eukaryota, Metazoa, Chordata, Lepidosauria, Squamata, Natricidae.